Micromonas pusilla CCMP1545 is the source of this 2463-nucleotide messenger RNA. RefSeq lists its product as uncharacterized. The transcript has 5 exons. NCBI's taxonomy places the organism in Eukaryota, Viridiplantae, Chlorophyta, Mamiellophyceae, Mamiellales, Mamiellaceae. The annotation marks the transcript as partial. The record is from RefSeq and is a predicted model, not a curated record. Gene Ontology annotation, molecular function: protein binding.
AUGCGGCGCUGCGGACUUUCCGGUCCGAUCCCGCCAGGGAUUUUCAACGCGACGGACGCGAAGGUGAUCGAUCUGCGCGAGAACGCGCUGAACGGGUCGCUGCCGGCGGCGGCGGCGGCGACGACGCGACACGGCGCGGAACUGUUCCUCGCGCGAAACGACCUCGCCGGCGUCCUUCCGAGCGGUUUGUUCGCGAACGACGCGGUGAAGACGAUCGACGUCGCCGGGAACGCGUUCAACGGGUCGCUGCCGAACAUCACCGGCGCGGCGUUGCAACAUCUUGACGUGAGCUCCAAUCAUUUCACCGGGUUAUUCCCGACGUUGGGAGGAGGGGGCGCGUCGAGCACGCCGCAAAUGACGUUUUUAUCCGUCUCCGGGAACGCGCUCACCGGUUCGAUCCCUCCUUCGCUGUCGUCGUUGACGAAGCUCCAGGAGUUUCGCGCGAGCGACAACGCGCUGACCGGCGCGUUCCCGGACGUGUCGGCUCUGCGAUAUCUGCGCACGCUGGACCUCCGCGAGAAUUUCAUUCACGGACAGUUGCCGGACUCGAUAGGCGACUGCGCGCGGCUUCGAGAGCUUCACUUGAGCGCGAGGGCGACGGGAAACGGAAGCGGAAACGACGCCGGCGUCGCGAUAGCCCUCCCGAACGCGUCGGCGUGGUCCACGCUCGCGAAUUUGACGGAUCUCACGCUCUUGCGCGUCGGGCUCAACGGGACGCUCCCGUCGUCGUUGUUAACGCUCCCGGCGAUUCAAACGUUGGACGCGUCGCACAACGCGCUGAGCGGGACCCUGCCCGCGGUCGCCGCCGGGUCGUUGACGACGCUUCGAACGCUGACGUUGAACGAUAACGCGCUCGACGGCGAGGUCCCCGCGUCGUUGCUCGCGGCGCCGUCGCUCGAGACGCUGCGGCUGAGCGACAACCGACUCACCGGAAUAGAGACGCCCGCGCCCGGGUCGUCGAGUUCGAUCGACGUCAGCGGCGUGACCGGUCUGUACCUCGCGGGGAAUAAUCUGACGUCGUUCCCGAGCGCGCUUCAGAACGCGACGUCGCUGACUGCGCUGGAUCUCUCCGACAACGCGUUGGAAGGAUCGCCGCCGCCGUGGCUUGGACGCGCCCUCGGCGCGCUGCGCGAGCUCACCGCGUCGCGCGCCGGGCUCACCGGGUCGCUGCCCUCGACGUUAUUCGCCUCGCUGCCGGCGCUCGAGCGUUUGGACCUCUCGAACAACGCGCUGCGCGGCUCGAUCCCGCGCGACGACGACGGCGUGACGCGUCACUCGGAACUUCUCCGGUUUCAACGCUGCGCGUUGACCGGUCCGAUCCCGUCCACGAUCGGCGCGCUGACCGCGCUUCGCGAGAUCGAUCUCUCGAUGAACGCGCUGAGCGGCUCGGUCCCCGGGUCGAUCUCGGCGUUGCAGAGCACGCUCGCGUCGAUCGACCUGAGCGGGAACGAACUCUCCGGCGCGCUGCCGGCGAGUUUUUUCGAAGGCAUGACGCGGCUCGUGACCGUGAACCUUUCGGAUAAUAACCUGAACGGGUCGAUUCCGGCGCUGACGAUGUCCUGGCCGAUGCUCCAGACCUUGGACCUCUCCGAUAACUACUUCGAAGGCGUCGUUCCGCCGCUGAGCGAUCUCGCGGACUUGACGUCCAUCAACCUAUCGAACAACUUGCUGACCGGCGCGAUUCCGACGAUGUCGUCGCUCGUGUUUCUCGAGGUUAUCGAUUUACACGGUAACGCAUUUUCUGGUGCGUUACCGGACCUCAACAACCUCCACUCCCUCACCGACGUCGACGUGUCGCAAAACGCGUUGACCUCCGGUCUGGGGACGGUCGGUUUAGGCGCCGUCGCCGGGCUCGUCGUCGUGAAUCUCGCGCACAACGCCAUCGAAGAGGACGUCCCGGAUCCGCCCGCGUUCGAUUCGCUCACGAAUUUGAGGGAACUCUCGCUCGUCGGUCUCGGGCUCAGCGGGUCGACACCGUCGUCGUUGUUCACGCUCCCGGCGCUGCGUUCGCUCGACUUGUCUCGCAACGCGCUGAGCGGGAGCGUCCCCGCGGUCGCCCCCGGGUCGCUGGCGUCGCUUCGAACGCUGACGCUGAACGAGAACGCGCUCGCCGGCGAGGUCCCCGCGUCGUUGCUCGCGGCGCCGUCGCUCGAGACGAUUCGUUUGAGCGACAACGUCAUCGACGGCAUGGAGGCGCUCGCGCCCGGGUCGUCGAUCGACGUCAGCGGCGUGACCGGUCUGUACCUCGCGGGGAAUAAGUUGACGUCGUUCCCGAGCGUGCUUCAGAACGCGACGUCGCUGACCGCGCUGGAUCUGUCGAGAAACGCCCUCGCCGGGCCGAUCCCCGGGUGGAUCCGCGACCGCGACCGGCUUCAAGUCUUACGCCUCGGCGGCAACGCGCUGUCCGGCCCGUUAGACGACUGGCUCUCGGAUAACCGCCUCAUCGACCUCACGACGCUGACG